Scomber japonicus (chub mackerel) is the source of this 4680-nucleotide messenger RNA. RefSeq names its product ubiquitin protein ligase E3B (gene ube3b). The transcript has 27 exons. Gene Ontology annotation, biological process: ubiquitin-dependent protein catabolic process; protein polyubiquitination. NCBI's taxonomy places the organism in Eukaryota, Metazoa, Chordata, Actinopteri, Scombriformes, Scombridae. Bases 501 to 3707 code for a protein of 1068 amino acids. Gene Ontology annotation, molecular function: ubiquitin protein ligase activity; protein binding. The record is from RefSeq and is a predicted model, not a curated record.
AUCACAUAUACAAAGUUGUUUCCUUUAUAACCCGAUCGUAGAUGUUUUUUAGGAUAGUACAGAAAUUCUAACGGCAAAUAUUUUCUUGUGACGAUUUCUUCAGGAAGACAAACACUACCCGGACUCAUUUAAUGCGACACAAGGGAUUAAUGGCUGCAGUCUGUGUGCGGAUCUCCUCUCAUUGUUUACAUUUCCAAACGGUAUGUUCCCUCUGUUUUUGAGGCUGUCAUUGGCAGGGAAUCAAACCUAACCCCGCAAUGAUGACAAAUGUCGCUGAAUCAACGUGACAAGAUCCUUCCCGAGACAGAUUCCAGCCGAGUUGCGGUAAACUAGCCCUGUGUGCUAACUAUCCCAGCUCCAUCUUUACUGUGAUCGCCCGCUGAUACACAGAGAUGGCAAGUUAGUCUUCACCAUAAAGACAUGACUGCGGAGGUAUAGCGUCAGGUGAGCCUCCAGGCCCAGACUACACCUUUCACUCGAGGAAUAUCGCAGGGUGCACAAUGUUUAGUGUAACUCAAAGCUCCAAGUCAGAGUUCCUGGACAAAGCCAGGCAGGCCAGGGAGGAGAGGAGGGGGCAGAAGGAGAAGGAGAGAGCAGCAAUCAACAUCCAAGCCCUGGUCAGGAGAUUUCUCUGUCGCUGCAGACUCCAGAAACAAAUAAGGAAAGAGGUUGAUGAUUAUUUUCAACCCUCUGAACCUGGGACGUCAAAAAGAAAUGCACUCUCAAUUUUCAAAAUUGCUCGGAAAUUACUGUUCAUCUAUUGCCCGGAGGAUAAGAUGAGGUUUGAGAAGCUCUGUCGGGCUAUUCUUGCCAGCAUGGAGGUUGAAAAUGAACCCAAAGUCUGGUACGUGUCCUUGGCUCUCUCCAAAGACCUCACCAUUCCCUGGCUCAAACAGAUCAAAGAUGUGCUGUGGACCUGCUGUCAGUUACUGAAAAAUUUAAAGCCUGACAUCCUUCAAGACAACAAGUUGGUAACGCUGUACCUCACCAUGCUGGUGACCUUCACAGACACUUCGACAUGGCGGAUAGUCAGAGGGAAGGGAGAAGCUCUCAGACCUGCUUUGAUGAGGAUUUGUGAGAAUAUCAUGGGUCAUCUCAAUCAAAAGGGAUUCUAUUCCAUACUGCAGAUCUUGCUGACCAAUGGCUUGGCUCGUUCUAAACCGUCUCUCUCCAAAGGCACUCUAACGGCUAUCUUCACUUUGUCUUUAAGGCCAGUCCUCGCUGCUCACUUCUCUGAUAACCUGCUAAGAUCAUUCCUCAUUCACAUCAUGUCAGUCCCAGCAGUUGUAUCCCACCUCAACGUGCUUACUCCAGAGUGUAUGGCAUCGAUUCAGACUCAUGACCUGCUCCGGAAGUUUAUUCUGUUUCUCAGUCGUGAGGAGCAGUGUUUAGAUAUCUGCGUGUGUCUUGAGGGAAGCCACACACUGUGCUUACUUGGCAACCUGAUUCAAUUGGGCUACCUUAAUGAGAAAGUCCUAGAAGAGGAGGCCAAUCAUUUUGUGAAGGACCUGACUGACAUGCUGUCUUAUUGCCAGAGAUAUGUAUCCCAAAAGAAGUCCAACCUCACCCACUGGCACCCUGUCCUGGGCUGGUUCUCUCAGACUGUAGACUAUGGUCUGAAUGAGUCAAUGCCGCUGGUCACUAAACAACUUCAGUACCUGUGGGGUGUUUCCAUCAUUCGGACGCUCUUCAGUGACGUCCUCUCUAAGAAGCUGGAGAGUCAGGAGCCGACUCCCUCACCCCCACAACCCAGCACAUCCCAAAACAAUCUACCAGUUAAAAACCUCUUCAAGCGAGCGUUUCAGAAGUCUGCUUCUGUACGUAACAUCUUAAAGCCAGUUGGGGGAAAGAGAGUUGACUCAGCUGAGGUUCAGAAGGUGUGCAGCAUCUGUGUGCUUUACCAGAGCGCUCUGUCUACACUGACACAAAUACGACUCCAGAUACUGACCGGUCUGACACAUCUGGAUGACCUCCUGCCUAAGCUGUGGGCCUUUAUCUGUGAGCUCGGUCCUCAGGGAGGCCUCAAACUUUUCAUGGAGUGUCUCAACAACGACACCGAAGAGUCCAAACAGCUCCUGGCUAUGCUCAUGCUCUUCUGUGACUGUUCACGGCACCUCAUCACAAUUCUGGAUGACAUUGAAGUGUAUGAAGAGCAGACGUCUUUCAAAAUAGAGGAGCUCCUCACUAUCUCCUCGUUCCUGAACACAUUUGUGUUCAAAAUGAUAUGGGAUGGCAUCUUAGAAAAUGCAAAGGGAGAGAAACUGGAGUUAUUCCACAGCGUUCAUGGCUGGCUGAUGGUGCUUUACGAACGGGACUGCAGGCGAAAAUUCACCCCUGAUGACCACUGGUUACGCAAGGACCUGAAGCCCAGCUUGUUGUUUCAAGAACUGGAGAAAGGCAAGAAAAGAGCCCAGCUAUUACUGCAGUACAUCCCGCAUGUCAUUCCACAUAAAAACAGGGUGCUGCUGUUCAGGAACAUUGUCACUAAGGAGAAAGAGAAUCUAGGAUUGGUAGAAACGAGCUCUGCCUCGCCACACGUCACCCAUAUUACCAUCCGUCGCUCACGGAUGUUAGAGGAUGGAUAUGACCAGCUGCGGCGCUUACCAGUGAAUUCUAUAAAAGGUGUCAUUCGUGUCAAGUUUGUUAACGACCUGGGAGUGGACGAGGCCGGUAUUGAUCAGGAUGGUGUCUUUAAAGAGUUUUUGGAGGAGAUCAUUAAGAAAGUGUUCAAUCCUGCUCUCAACCUGUUCAGGACUACAAGUGGAAAUGAAAGGCUGUAUCCUUCACCUACAUCCUACAUCCAUGAGAACCAUUUGCAGCUUUUUGAGUUUGUGGGGAAGAUGCUCGGGAAAGCUAUAUAUGAGGGCAUUGUUGUGGACGUUCCUUUUGCCUCCUUCUUCCUCAGUCAAGUUUUGGGUCACCACCACAGCACUUUCUACAGCUCCAUAGAUGAGCUGCCCUCGCUGGACUCUGAGUUUUACAAAAACCUCACUUCCAUUAAGCGAUAUGAUGGCGAUGUAGGGGAUCUAGGACUGACGUUAUCCUAUGAUGAAGAUGUUAUGGGGCAGCUAGUCUGUCAUGAGUUGAUACCUGGAGGGAAGACCAUGCCUGUCACUAAUGAAAACAAGAUCAGCUACAUCCACCUCAUGGCUCACUUCCGGAUGCACACACAGAUUAAAGAGCAGACUGCAGCUUUCAUCCGGGGCUUCCGCAGCAUCAUCAACCCAGAGUGGUUGCACAUGUUUUCCACACCUGAGGUCCAGCGUCUUGUCUCAGGAGACAAUGCUGAGAUUGACUUAGAUGACCUUAAGAAACACACAGUCUACUAUGGAGGUUUUCACAGCAGCCAUCGUGUCAUAAUCUGGCUGUGGGACAUAUUGUCCAGUGACUUCAAUGCUGAGGAGAGGGCUAUGUUCCUUAAAUUUGUUACCAGCUGCUCAAGGCCUCCUCUUCUAGGUUUCGCCUACCUCAAACCACCUUUCUCCAUCCGUUGUGUGGAAGUUUCAGAUGAUCAGGACACUGGAGACACCCUUGGCAGUGUCCUCAGGGGCUUUUUCACUAUCCGCAAGAAGGAGCCUGGCGGUCGACUUCCCACUUCAUCUACGUGCUUCAACCUGCUCAAGCUGCCCAACUACAGCAAGAAGAGCAUCUUGCGUGACAAGCUGCGCUAUGCUAUCAGUAUGAACACAGGCUUUGAGCUCUCCUAACGUAGUUGCAAAUGGACAAUCUGCACAGGAGGAGCCUCUGUGUAUCUGGACUGCCAUGUCUGAAGGGCAUCAACAAAACAAAGGAGGAACGUACAAACUCUCCUUUUGUCUCUUUUUAAAACUGGAUGCUCUGCUGCAGCCCACUCCCUCACAUCAAAGGGGAUGCUGUUUUUGCAGCACAAUCUAAUUUUUAGCAUCUCUCCUUGGCCACUCCCAAAAUCCAAUAUGUUAUGUAUUUAACUUGAUGAAAUACAGAUGCACAGUGGCUAGAUCUCUGUUUCUCAGGCUUAACAGAAUCAUUCUUGGAUCUAACACUCCCGUUUUAAGUGAACUGGAAAGCAAUACAGAUGCAAUGCAAGCCAUUAGACACGUGGGUUGACUCACUCGAGUGAAACCAAGCGAUGCGUUGUUAAUUUACUUUCAAGCUUGGACUCCAUUAUCCAAGCAACUUUCAGCUGAUAUUGGAUGGGUCUUAAAAUGUUUUGCUGAACAUAAUGCAUCUUUUCUAAAUGGAAGACAAAUCAAUGUCUUGUGUGUUCAGCCUCCAUGAAGGAGGUGUUGAUUACAUUAUGUCCCAUUUCGAGAAGAAUCCUGUCAACUUCUUUCCAUUUAAAGACACUGCAGUCACCCGAGAGACAACGUUGACCCUUCUGUUUUUUAUGGUAUAUGUGAAACAUUUAAGCUCUGCCUCACAUGUAGUGAAGCAGCAAAGAAUUUUUUGACGCGAAAAAAAAAAAAUCUGGUCAUGCUGUUGUUUGAUCUAGAAAAGAUGUCAUUGCUCUAGCAUCUUUUACCUUUUGAGGAACUGGAAAUGUUUUGUCACUACUUGUGUCUGCACAGUGGAGCAGACAUGGGAAUUCAUGUCACAAGUCUGUGUUUGACCUCCAUUUCUAAAAAAACAAAACAAAAAAUUGAAGAGUAAAUUCAAUCAAUGAUGUUAAUCUUUGUAUUUAAUACUAGUAAAACUCUCACU